This is a messenger RNA of Vombatus ursinus (common wombat), 892 nucleotides long. It is a transcript of the gene BCL7A, whose product is annotated as BCL7A, BAF complex component. The record is from RefSeq and is a predicted model, not a curated record. Bases 1 to 720 code for a protein of 239 amino acids. NCBI's taxonomy places the organism in Eukaryota, Metazoa, Chordata, Mammalia, Diprotodontia, Vombatidae. The transcript has 7 exons.
AUGUUGCUUUCCAGUCCGGCUCCUCUUACCCAUCUGCGGCCCCUGCCCUUGAGCCAAGAGGCCUGCAACGAGGUGCCUUUCGGCACGCAUCAGCGUCAACCCCAAGCCGGCCUGGGGUGCAGCCAGGCCCCAAAUGUCCCCCUGUAUCCUUCCCCCUUCGGCUCCGUCCUCAAAGUUUGGGAGAAGAAAUGGGUGACUGUCGGCGACACCUCCCUGCGGAUCUACAAGUGGGUCCCCGUUACAGAGCCGAAGGUAGAUGACAAAAAUAAAAGCAAGAAGAAGGGUAAAGAUGAGAAGUGUGGGUCCGAGGUGACCACCCCAGAGAACAGCUCGUCCCCGGGGAUGAUGGACAUGCACGAUGACAACAGCAACCAGAGCUCCAUAGCCGAUGCAUCACCGAUUAAGCAGGAGAACAGCAGCAACUCUAGCCCCGUGCCAGAACCGAACUCGGCAGUGCAGGGGGAUGGCCCUGAAGCGAAGUCCGACGAGGUCCACGCGGAGCCUAAGGAGCAAGCUGGAUCAGAAGAUACUUCUGAUGAGCAGAAUUCACAGUCCUCGAUGGAAAAUUCAAUGAACAGUUCAGAGAAAGUCGAAAUGCAACCCUCUGGGGACAACAGUAUAACCACAGAAGCAUCAAAUAACUCUCAGGAUUCGGAAGGAGCACCACCUUCUAAAAAGAUGAAACUAGAGGCUUCCCACCAAAACUCCGACGAGAUUUAGACACGGAAGUAGAUUUUUCCCAUCCCGUUUUUACCGAAGGUACACCGGUGGGGGCUUCAUUUUAGAACACCCUGACCUACGCAAGCUUCUCAUGGAUGAGAACAGAACUCCUAACUUUUUAAAGUUUACUGAGCAAAAAAAAAAGAAAAAAAAUUCCAAGGAGACCUAGGAA